CCUCGCUCGCCGGGCUGUGGAACUAACGAGUGUCCCCUGGCCGGCUCCUGCGUCCCCCGUCUGUACCCCACUCUUGGCGGGGUGCGGCUUGUGGCCCCUCCGUCUAGCUCUGCUUCACGCGAUUUGGCUGACCUUUUGGGGUGUCCACUUCACUAUGUCCGAUCAAGGCCGAAGGCCGUGGUUCAAAAGGGCUGGGUGUCCCUGGCCCCGAUGGGCGUGGAGUUUCUGCCGAUUUUACCUUCGCCACCUCCCGAGUACUCUGUCUGGUUUAGGGAAACUGAUCAGUAUGUUAAACGCGGAGGUCUCCCUGCUCUGAGGGUGAGGGCCGAACCUUCCUGGGCCAACUUCAGCCUCUGUUGUUAGAAGCAGCAGCGGCAGCUGUAAGGCCAGGACAAUUUCAGGAGAUGUGCACCUUUUUCCAAGUAAAACAAGAAGACUAGGACAGUGUUCUCUAAGAUUCCUUUUAUCCCUGACAUCCUGUGAGCGGGCAGUUAACUUCAACUUUAAGGAAGAGCUGCCGGUGCAGAGGGAAAACGCUGGGAGUCAGCAGGCCAGAGAUCUGCUCUGGCUGGGGACCUAGAAAUCUCUUCUUUAGGCUGCGUCUACCUUAAUUUCAGCUUACAGGGUUGAAUUCGAUCUUUUAGGGGCCUUUAAAACUCAAUGGAUAAAUAAACUUUUCAGAGCCCAAUUCUCGAUGUGUAAACAUCAAGGUUAAUUUCCAUGAUGUUUGGUGGUUAUGAGACUAUAGAAGCAUAUGAAGAUGACCUUUACCGUGAAGAGUCAUCUAGUGAACUGAGUGUUGAUAGUGAGGUGGAAUUUCAACUCUACAGCCAAGUUCAUUAUGCCCAAGAUCUUGAUAAUGUCAUCAGGGAGGAAGAACAUGAAGAGAACUCUGGGAAUUCUGCAUCAUCCAGUAGUAAAUCAAAUCAGAAGAACUUAAUUAUCCUUUCAGAUAGUGAGGUCAUCCAGCUAUCAGAUGGGUCAGAAGUCAUCACUUUGUCUGAUGAAGAUAGUAUUUAUAGAUGUAAAAGAAAGAAUUGUAGAGCCAAAACAAAAGAAAAGAAACAAGGUUCUCCUGCUUCUCUUUGUUCUGAUGAAUUGGCUGAUCAGAAAUGCAAGAGGGAUGUUGACAAACCUAAACCCCAGGGGAGAUCAGAAAAGAUCCGGGAGGUGAUGAUUAUAGAGGUCAGUUCAAGUGAAGAGGAAGAGAGCACCAUUUCCGAGAGUGAUAACGUGGAAAAUUGGAUGCUUCUGGGAUGUGAAGUUGAUGAUAAAGAUGAUGACAUCCUUCUCAACAUUGUGGGAUGUGAAAACUCUGUUAAUGAAGGAGAAGAUGAUGUGAACUGGUUCAUCAGUGACAAAGAUGUUGAGGCCCAGAUAGGUAAUAAGAGAUCAUCUGGAAGAUGGACCCACCGAUACUAUUCAGCUAACAAAAAUGUUACCUGUAGGAAUUGUGACAAAUGUGGCCAUUUGUCCAAAAACUGCCCCUUUCCACAAAAAGUUCGCCCCUGCUGCCUCUGCUCCGAGAGAGGACACCUCCAAUAUGCCUGUCCGGCCCGCUUUUGCUUAGACUGUUCCUUGCCUAUGUCUUCUACUCACAGAUGUCUUGAAAGAUCUUCCUGGCGGAAACGAUGUGACCGAUGUGAUAUGAUCGGCCACUAUGCUGAUGCUUGCCCAGAAAUCUGGAGGCAGUAUCACCUAACGACCAAACCUGGACCACCCAAAAAGCCGAAGACCCCUUCUGGAAAAUCAGCCUUGGCAUAUUGCUACAACUGUGGGCAAGAAGGCCAUUAUGGACACGAAUGUACAGAAAGACGAAUGUCUAACCAGACCUUCCCAACAUCUCCAUUCAUCUACUACUACGAUGACAAAUACGAAAUUCGAGAACGAGAACAGAGAAUAAAACGAAAAGUGAAAGAACUCCAGAAAAAUGGGGAUUUUCCCAAGCAAUUCAAGAGAACUCAUAUGGAACCCCUGGGUAAGAGCCCUCACCACGAUAAGAGGAAGAGCCAUGGCCCAGGGAAAAACAACCGGUGGUCUCAAGAAAAGAAGGAAACGCAAAAAGAAGCCAAGGGCAGGAAUAGUAGGGAGCGGGAGAAGCGCAGGAAGGCUGACAAGUGUCACGAGGAGGACGAGGACUUUCCAAGGGGCCCCAAAAUCCACCCUGCAAAGUCCAGCACAUUCAAACCCCAGAAGGCUCACAAGUCCUUCCACCGCUCAUCACAUCACCACAAGCCCAGGGAAGACAAGCUGCCCAAGGAGGGCAAGCGGGGCAAGCCCAAGAACAAGCAGAGCCACUUGGAGGAGGAUGGCAACGAUAAUUUAUUCUUUAUCAAGCAGAGGAAAAAAAAGUCUAAGGUGCGGGACAGCUUCUGAUUCUGCUUCCCGGCAUCUGGGGGGUCACCACAUCCCCCCACGGCCAGCAGCAUCUGUGUUGUCUGUGAUUCCCUGAGUGAGUUCUUAUUCCCAGCCACACCAAAGCUGCUCGCCAGGGACCUGGGAGUUCAUAGGUCCAGCAGGCCAUUAUGGAAGUAAGCAAAGACAAAGUCAGACUUGCCCCUGUUCUGGUACAUCAUUUUUACUCAGAAUCUAGGGAUAGGAAGAAUUUAUGUUUUGAAGAAAACUUUUGAAACUACUUUGAAAAAAUAAAAGUUUGUCAAUUUUAAUUCGUAUGCAGUAUGAGUAUGGAAAUUAAAUCCUUUCAGGAAGAGAAAUUAAGGGAAGUAUGAAAAAUUCGUCACUCUUUCAGCAUUACCUUUUUUUUUUAAACAUUGGAAAGGAUAAUAACUAUCGAUCUAAAUCCAGUCUUUCUUGCUUCUGAAACUGGUGUCAGAAUCUUCCUUUGGUGAAAAUAUCACAAGUGCAAAAUGGAGGUCUCACCACCAAAGUCCUAGUGAGACAAGGAAUCACUGCUGGAGCAAAAUACAAGUGAGGCAUCGAACCCGCACGGAAUGUCGCAAGACAGGUUUCCUGAAAUGAGUUGAAAAAGACUCAUCAAAGAUUUUGAUAUAAUCUCAAUAAAAUGAUUUUUACCAUUUUUGUAGCCAGAUUCCAACAAGACUGCCAUUCAUAUAGAGAUGAAAUUGCCCAACUUAAAAAAUUGCUUGUUUUCAUGGGUUUUUUUUAACUGCCACAAAGCUAUACAAAAAUUUUGUACUUGUGUACCUUUUGUACUUAUCAAAGCCAAAUGUAGAACAAGAAUAAAAUGUCUGAAAUAGAGUAAAUAACAUGUUUUGUAAAAAGAUGAUGCAAAUUUGGGUGACAAAGGACUUCAGGAUCUGAGCUCAAAAGGCACUUGUGACCCAAGCUCUGCUCUGAGCAAAAGUAGAACAGGAUGGAAUCAGGUACAUUUUGCUUCUUAAAUGUGUGUUUUACUCUUUGCAAAGUACACAAACUGCUACAUAACUUUUGUAUCUUUUGUGGGGGGAAAGGAGAUUCUCUCCUCCCUCCCGAAUCGAAUUGAGUGUCAGUUGUAGGUCCAUGAUCUUUCUAGUCCACCACCUUCCCUGCACCCACCCAGCUCUCAGCUAAGUGUAAGGUGCUUGGUUUUAUAACAUCAGCUGCGAUUAUUUGAACCCUAAGCUGAGUGCUCAGUCUUUUUACAUCCUUGGUGUGGUGACAGCCACAAACGAUGGCUCCCUAGAGCGGUGAACCCUGAGAUAAUUGGCAUUAUUCCUCAGGGGGACCUGGGCGGGCGUGGUUUAUCUGUGUGGGCAUGGUUUAUCUGUGUGCUGUGACUGCGAUCCUGAGGAUCUCGCUUCAGAGCAUAACUGGAAUUGCCCUUCUUUACGGUCUUUCAUACCUAGAGGAUUGCUCAGAGGAUGGGAGGAAGGAGCUCUCCCCCCCACCCCAUUUGUUUCUUCACAUUAUGUUAAAUUUUCUCCUUGUUUUUCUUUAUUAGUCAAAUAUUUUGUACUGUGCCGGUGACCAGCCUCCGGCAAAGUCGUGUCAGGGGUUCCUGAAAGGAUGAGACAGCCUCGGUGACCUGUAAGGGGCUGAAACUUAAGGGCUGAGGGGAAGGGGAUGAGGUAGAAUGAGGAGACACCGACACUUGGUGAGGUGUUAGUAUCUUCUCCCGAGAGGCUCAGCAGGAUUUUUAUUUAUACAUUUUUUGCAAGCAAUGAGAUUACAUUAUCAUGUGCAUAGAAACAAAGGAGAAACAAUCAGUGCAUCUCUUUUUCCAUAAGCUUUUGGCCACUACGUGCUCUCAGUAAGAAGGCAACCUUCAAGGUUAAUAAAAAACUAAGCCUUAUACUAAAACUCAAUGUUUCAGCUAAACAAUAACCUAAGACAGUAGAUAGCCGCCAGUACAUCCCUAUCAGCCAAAGCCUAAGCAAGAAAAGACUCCUCUUAUUCACAUGGCCUUCAGCCGGGGGACCAGCUGCUACUCAGCUAUCAGAACUUUUUCUACCUAGAAACUCCUUAACUCAAAUAGCUUCAUUUAAAAACUUGCCCAAGAAACUUCAAGAGAAGGCAAAAGAAGGACCUACUGUAAUUAUUGUGUUGUAAUGCUUGUCAGGCAUGUUCAAUAAAUUGUCCCCCAUUGUCAAGUGGGCCAAACUGCCCAACAACUAAUUUCUAAACAGACAAUUUUCCGUGCCAUUUACUUACAGUAUGCUGAUACAUGUAAUUUAUUGCCUAAUAUACUUUCUGAUAAAUUUUUCUCUCUCUAUGACCAAGAACAAAAAGCAAAGGGAUACCAGAUCUUCAGCCCCAUGGUGUGAGGCCCUUUCUCUUAGCUGCUUGUCAGUAUCCUAUCUGGCUGGGGCAACAAAGCUCCCUGCAGCAGUACUGGAAUAUAAUUUGCCCUUCAGGUCUGUGCAUUUUUUUUUUAAAGAUUUAUUUAUUUAUGCAUACAAGAGCUGGGAUACAGGCCAGAGAUCCCAGGGGUGAGAGGAUCCACCAGAGACAAAGUGGGGAACGGAGAACUGGCAGAUUGACUGAAACACAAUGCUGAGGGGAGCAGCGGGCGAGACAGGAGAGGUCUGCCUCGCCAUGUGGGUUGCUCCCUGGCCAGCUGGGGAUCAAACUCAUGCUGCAGAGGCUGCAGAUUGCCCCAUAGUGCGAUGCUUAACCCCUUGCGCCACCAGGGAGGCCCAGGUCUGUGCAUUUUUAUCCAAGUGGGAAAGGAGACUGAGCUGCUUUUUGUCGGCGUGAGGAUGGUGGGACGAGCAAAAAGCCAGAGGCACUUCUUCAUUGCCCGUGACACCAGGUUCCUACACCAAGUGUUGAGCUAAAAGUCAGUCUGCAUACAUUAACUUUCUGUACAAAAUAAGGGAGCUUAACGUUUAUAGAUUUGACAGUGAAGUAUGACUUUAAGUGAAUAAAUAGCACUGAAAGAAGAAAAGUAAAUGGCCAAAUGAUAAGGCCCCAUAUAUAAUUAGAAUAAGGAAGACUAAAAGUCUUUUUGCUCAGGCCCCAAGGGGCUAGUUUCCCAGCUCCAUCAUGGAGAGAAACUCUCCCAUGCACUCAAUGGAAACUCUUGCUUUCAUGGACUAUGCUAUUAGCAGUGCUUAUUGUUAGCACUUUAUGUUUGUAUACAUUUUAUACAAGGAUUACAUUCUCAUUUUAAGGGAAACAAUUUUUUAAAACAAAAUCUUACCUGAUUUUUCCACUCAAAGCUACAGUUAAAACUUUUAGUUCUAUCCUUUAGACAU
This is a messenger RNA of Talpa occidentalis (Iberian mole), 5657 nucleotides long. It is a transcript of the gene ZCCHC7, whose product is annotated as zinc finger CCHC-type containing 7. Gene Ontology annotation, molecular function: nucleic acid binding; zinc ion binding. Bases 721 to 2376 code for a protein of 551 amino acids. The transcript has 9 exons. The record is from RefSeq and is a predicted model, not a curated record. NCBI's taxonomy places the organism in Eukaryota, Metazoa, Chordata, Mammalia, Eulipotyphla, Talpidae.